AUGUCUUCUGCUGGUGACGGAACUUUUGCUGGUGCCAUUGGUAUUGAUUUGGGUACCACCUACUCCUGCGUUGCUACCUACGACAACGCUGUCGAGAUCAUUGCUAACGAGCAGGGUAACCGUGUUACUCCCUCUUACGUUGCCUUCACUGAGGAGGAGCGUCUCAUUGGUGAUGCCGCUAAGAACCAGGCUGCCCUGAACCCCGCCAACACUGUCUUUGAUGCCAAGCGUCUCAUUGGUCGCCGCUUCGAUGACUCCUCUGUCCAGAAGGACAUCAAGACCUGGCCCUUCAAGGUUGUUGAUGACAAUGCUGCUCCCCUCAUUGAGGUCUCUUACCUCGGUGAGAAGAAGACCUUCUCUCCCCAGGAAAUCUCCGCUAUGGUCCUUACCAAGAUGAAGGAGAUUGCUGAGGCCAAGAUUGGCCAGAAGGUUGACAAGGCCGUCAUCACCGUCCCUGCCUACUUCAACGACGCCCAGAGACAGGCUACCAAGGAUGCUGGUUCCAUUGCUGGCCUCAACGUCCUCCGUAUCAUUAACGAGCCUACUGCUGCUGCCAUUGCCUACGGUCUUGGUGCUGGCAAGACUGAGGAGGAGAAGAACGUUCUCAUUUUCGAUCUUGGUGGUGGUACCUUCGAUGUCUCUCUUCUUUCCAUCCAGGGUGGUGUCUUCAACGUUAAGGCUACUGCCGGUGACACCCAUCUUGGUGGUCAGGAUUUCGACAACAACCUCCUUGACUUCUUCAAGGGUGACUUCAAGAAGAAGACUGGCAUUGACAUUUCUGACGAUCCUCGUGCUCUCAGACGUCUCAGAACUGCUGCUGAGCGUGCCAAGAGAUCUCUUUCUUCCGUCGCUCAGACUGUUGCUGAGGUUGACUCUCUCUCUGGUGGUGAGGACUUCAGCUUGAACAUUACCCGUGCUCGUUUCGAGGACAUCAACUCUGUUCUUUUCAAGUCUACUCUUGAGCCCGUUGAGAAGGUUCUCAAGGACUCUGGCAUUGACAAGUCCAAGGUUGACGAGGUUGUUCUUGUCGGUGGUUCUACCCGUAUCCCCAAGAUCCAGAAGCUCCUUUCCGACUUCUUUGACGGUAAGCAGCUCGAGAAGUCCAUCAACCCCGAUGAGGCUGUCGCUUACGGUGCCGCUGUCCAGGGUGCCCUCCUUACUGGCCAGGCCACUUCUGCUGAGGCCCAGGACCUCCUCCUUUUGGACGUUGUCCCUCUCUCCCUUGGUGUUGCCAUGGAGGGUAACAUCUUUGCCCCCGUUGUUCCCAGAAACACCACUGUCCCCACCAUCAAGAGAAGAACCUUCACCACUGUUGACGACCACCAGACCACUGUCCAGUUCCCCGUCUACCAGGGUGAGCGUGUCAACUGCGCUGAGAACACUCUUCUCGGUGAGUUUGACCUCAAGGGUAUCCCACCCAUGAAGGCUGGCGAGCCCGUCCUCGAGGCCAUCUUUGAGGUUGAUGCCAACGGUAUCCUCAAGGUCACUGCUGUCGAGAAGUCCACUGGCCGCUCUGCCAACAUCACCAUCUCCAACUCUGUUGGCCGUCUUUCCUCUGCUGACAUUGAGAAGAUGAUUAACGAUGCCGAGAACUUCAAGUCUGCUGAUGAGGCUUUCUCCAAGAAGCACGAGGCCAAGCAACACCUUGAGUCUUACGUCUCUUCCAUUGAGGCUUCCAUCACCGACCCUGCCGUCACUGCUAAGCUUAAGCGUGGUGCCAAGGACCGUGUUGAGGCUGCUCUCUCUGAUGCUCUUGCUGCUCUUGAGCUUUCUGAGUCCAGUGCUGAUGAGCUCAGAAAGGCCGAGCUUAACCUUAAGCGUGUUGUCACCAAGGCUUUUGCUUCUCGUUAA
This is a messenger RNA of Magnusiomyces paraingens, 1851 nucleotides long. RefSeq lists its product as uncharacterized. Bases 1 to 1851 code for a protein of 616 amino acids. Gene Ontology annotation, molecular function: ATP-dependent protein folding chaperone; misfolded protein binding; ATP binding. The transcript is spliced from 3 exons. Gene Ontology annotation, biological process: protein refolding; vesicle-mediated transport; cellular response to unfolded protein. The record is from RefSeq and is a predicted model, not a curated record. NCBI's taxonomy places the organism in Eukaryota, Fungi, Ascomycota, Dipodascomycetes, Dipodascales, Dipodascaceae. Gene Ontology annotation, cellular component: cytoplasm; cytosol; plasma membrane.